This is a messenger RNA of Lactuca virosa, 465 nucleotides long. The record is from the annotation of a GenBank genome assembly. Lineage: Eukaryota; Viridiplantae; Streptophyta; Magnoliopsida; Asterales; Asteraceae.
AUGGCUCUAAUCCUACUGCGUCUUGUCGUUCUAACUAUUUUCCUACGUUUCAUAGCUGCACGGCAGAAAACGGGUGUUGUAUCUGUUGGUUCAUCACUCACCGCCACAGCCGAUGUCAAACCAUGGCUUUCAUCUUUCGGUGAAUUUGCCUAUUGGUUCCAUCAAGUUCAAGGGAGCGAUAAUUUCUUAUUAUCCAUAUGGUAUGACAAGAUACCUGACAAGACGAUCAUUUGGUAUCCAAAAGAAGGUCAAAUGAUGCCUAGAGGAUCCAAAGUUGAGCUACUUCGUGAAAGUGGACUCGUACUCACUGAUCCUCAUGGUACACAGGUAUGGAGAUCUGGGUCCAUUUCCGCUGUUGCAUCAGGUUGUAUGAAUGAUACAGGUAAGUUCGUAAUUUUUGGUAGCAAUUCUCGCAAGAUAUGGGAUAGUUUUGAUUAUCCGGCAGACACACUGUUGCCUAGUUAG